Messenger RNA from Hylaeus volcanicus, 1203 nucleotides. RefSeq names its product mediator of RNA polymerase II transcription subunit 4 (gene MED4). Gene Ontology annotation, molecular function: transcription coregulator activity. Gene Ontology annotation, biological process: regulation of transcription by RNA polymerase II. NCBI's taxonomy places the organism in Eukaryota, Metazoa, Arthropoda, Insecta, Hymenoptera, Colletidae. The transcript is spliced from 4 exons. The record is from RefSeq and is a predicted model, not a curated record. The coding region runs from base 75 to 839 and encodes 254 amino acids. Gene Ontology annotation, cellular component: mediator complex; core mediator complex.
UACAUUAAAAUACUCGAUCAAUUUUUCGCGUAAUAUAAGUAAUCGCAUAUUUUUCGAUCGCAUCAUCGAAAAAAAUGGCUUCCGGCAAAAGCACCAGAGAGGUUCUAUUGUCUCUCAUCGAUGACAUCGAACUCAUAACAAAAGAAAUGAUAGAAAACACCAUUGCUCAAAAACAGCUGAAACUGUCGAGCGAGGUACACGCUCAGCUGACUGAUUUGUUGAUUGCUAAAGACGAUGAAUUAAAAAUGACUUUGAAACGUGCGGCUGAACAAGCGAAAAUUAAUUUAAAAAUGGAGGCAUUAAAAGUUGAGGUAGAGAGACAGGAUCAAGACAUUCGACAACUGCAGCGGCAACUGAAAGAAGCAGAACAAAUUCUAGCCACUGCAAUUUAUCAAGCAAAACAGAAGUUGCAAUCUAUUGCUCGUGCCAAUAAAAAGCCAGUUCCUUCAGAGGAACUUAUUAAAUAUGCACAUAGAAUAAGUGCAUCGAAUGCUAUUUGUGCACCACUUACAUGGCAACAAGGAGAUCCUAGGAGACCAUAUCCCACGGAUAUUGAAAUGAGAUUGGGAUAUCUUGGACGAUUAAGCGAUCUUCCUUUGAAUGGACAGAUGUUAGGUUCUCAUCCUGGAAUAUCAUCUGAUUUGCAUAGAGCUGGACAUCCUGUGGGUGAACCACCAGUGUCACAGGCCAAUCAAUUUGCAUGGCAUCCCUCUGGUGAAAUACAUAUGUCGGUGAGCGGCCAAGGGAGCGUCGCUAUGAAUACUCACAAACAGGAAACAGAGGAUGUGGAAGUUAUGUCCACAGAUUCGUCGAGUAGUUCUUCCAGUGACUCUCAAUGAUUAUCUGUUUGCAAUGAUAGAUCAUGGACUGAACUUUGUUUACUUAUUAUUAAAUAUUUAUAAAAGACGUAACAGAAGAAAUAAAUUUUGUACAAACAUCUAACAACUUCUAAGCGUUUAAGUUAUAGUCGAUAUUUCAUAAUAUAUGACUUUUGAAAUAUUUUCUGAAAAAGUGAUAACGAGUGAAAGGGAUCUCUGUAGAAAUGAAUUCAAAUGGAAUUACAUGUUUGAAUAGUUUGAAUUGUAUCUUAAAAUUACGAUGAAGUGAAGAAACUAAGAUAGAAAAUUCUCUAGAGAGUUAGGUAUAAUAAACACAGUCAUACGACACAAUAUUUUUAUCGUUCUUUAUGCUGAAGAAAUUCAU